AUGUCCGCCAUGGCAAAGGCCCAAAAGGCCAAGGGAGAAGCCUACGCAGCAGAAGCCGAAAAGCUCUUGACCAAGAAGUCCUGGUUUGGAUCCACUUCUCGAAACUUUGAAGAUGCCGCGGAAUCCUACGAGAAGGCUGCCAAUGCUUUCAAGGUUGGUGGUUUGACUACCGAAGCUGGAGAUGCUUACAUGAGAGCUGCGGCAAUUUACUCCGACAAACUCUCGGAUUUGCUUUCUGCUUCCAAGACAUUGAACAGCGCUGGUACUUGCUACAAAAAGACCAGCCCGGCUGAUGCCAUCAAGGCAUACACAAAGGCAGUCGUGGUCUACACGGACAAUGCCAGAAUUACUCAAGCUGCAAAGAUCCAAAAGGAGAUUGCUGAACUUUACGAAACCGAAGAAAUUGAUGAAGGCGGCAAGUCUCACAUCGUUUUGGCCAUAGAGGCCUAUGAACAAGCUGCUGAGUUCUUUGAAAUGGAGGGCUCAAAGUCCAGCGAAUCACAAUGCCUCACUAAGAUUGCGGAACUUUGCACAGCAGCGCUCGACCCUCCUGACUAUGUUCGCGGAAGUCAGCUAUAUGAUGACUUGGGGAGACGGUGUCUCGAGAGCAACUUGCUCAAGUUCAAUGCCAAGGGGUAUUUCUUGCAAGCUUGUUUGUGCCACUUGGCCAGCGGUGAUUCCGUUGGGGCUUCUCAGGCAAUGGCAAAGUAUGAUAGUCUAGACUACACUUUUGGGGAGUCGAGAGAAGGCAAGUUCGCCAACAGCUUGAUAGAAGCGGUUGAGGGGUAUGAUGUUGAAGGCUUCUCGACAGCAUGCUACGAUUUUGACAGGAUCUCAAAGCUCAACCCAUGGCAAACUUCGAUUCUUGUUUCCGUCAAGCGUUCGAUUGAUGACGGUAACAACGAUGAAGACGAUGAUGAGGUUGACCUCACCUAG
Messenger RNA from Cylindrotheca closterium, 936 nucleotides. NCBI's taxonomy places the organism in Eukaryota, Bacillariophyta, Bacillariophyceae, Bacillariales, Bacillariaceae. The record is from the annotation of a GenBank genome assembly.